Cajanus cajan (pigeon pea) is the source of this 660-nucleotide messenger RNA. NCBI's taxonomy places the organism in Eukaryota, Viridiplantae, Streptophyta, Magnoliopsida, Fabales, Fabaceae. The record is from the annotation of a RefSeq genome assembly.
AUUAUGGGACAAAAAAUAAAUCCGCUUGGUUUCAGACUUGGUACAACUCAAAGUCAUGAUUCUGUUUGGUUUGCACAACCAAAAAAUUAUUCGGAGAAUAUACAAGAAGAUAAAAAAAUACGAGAUUUUAUCAAAAAUUAUAUACAAAAAAAUAUAAGAGUAUCUUCUGGUGUCGAGGGAAUUGGACAGAUAAAGAUUCAAAAAAGAAUUGAUCUGAUUCAAGUCAUAAUAUAUAUGGGGUUUCCAAAAUUAUUAAUAGAGGGUAAGCCUCAAAAAAUUGAAGAAUUACAGACGAAUAUGCAAAAAAAACUGAAUUGUGUGAAUCGAAAACUAAACAUUGCUAUUGCAAGAGUUGCAAAUGCUUAUAAACACCCUAAUAUUCUUGCAGAAUUUAUAGCUGGACAAUUAAAAAAUAGAGUUUCAUUUCGUAAAGCAAUGAAAAAAGCCAUUGAAUUAACCGAACAAGCGGGUACAAAAGGAGUUCAAAUACAAAUUGCAGGACGUAUCGAUGGAAAAGAAAUUGCACGUGUUGAGUGGAUCAGAGAGGGUAGGGUUCCUCUACAAACCAUUCGAGCUAAAAUUGAUUAUUGUUGCUAUACAGUUCGAACUAUUUAUGGGGUUUUAGGAAUCAAAGUUUGGAUAUUUCUAAAUAAAGAAUAA